AUGCCGUGUGCCACUAAAGGAGAGGCUUCACCUCCCGUAACCACACCAGUGGGACGUGACGGGUGCCUUUGUGUCGUUACAUGGCAGACUGCAGGGCGCAUGUCACUACAAACAUGUGCUUUGGAAUCUGCUGCAGAUGCACUAGUUUUCUUACGCAACAACUUACCGGGAAUUGCACUGUGUGGUUUAUGGGUGGACAUGCAGAAGUGCAGUGAAGAAGAGCAUCGGCAAGUUUUACAGCUGCUUUACCCAAACAUGCAGCCGAGUCACGUGGAGGCUGUGCUUGCAAAUGAUAUGUACGACGUGGUGGAGUUGCAACCUACGGAAGGUGAGUAUGUUGUUGGCUGCCUUUCGUGUUCCCCGAGCCACGGCGGACCGUUUCCUGCUGCAACCGCUAUGUCGCGCACUGAGUUAGGUUGCGAGGAAGGGGUUUUGUGCUCGUUUGUGUGUAGUGAGCGUGUACUACUGACGCUGCAUACAGCACCGUUUGCCGGUCUCGCGGAGUUAUUUCGUCAUGUUCUCAAAUGUAAUGGAAGUGAAGCGGAGAGACAUAGCCGUGAAUGCGAGGAUUCGGUUGUUGGCAUUGUGAAGGAUCCUUCGUCACAUCGUUCUUCUUUUGUUCCUGUUGCUAUGGGAACAGAUGCCCUAUGUACUCUCGUGUGUUUCACUUGUGAGGCCUCCUUUCCAGCACCUGCCUCGCUGCUGAGUGAGGUUGGUGAUAUUAAUGAAAUGGUCUUUCUGAUUUCGCCUGGUGAGCAGGAUCAGACAGACCUCCUCCGUCGUGUAGCGUUGUUACGGCGCCGUAUUUCUAGUUUUCGAACAGCAUUGUUCCUGAAGGAAAAACUGAUUCACCAGCUUAUUUCACCAGCAAUGCGUUUAACGUUCGUUUCUAAGAGUCACCCGAGUGCUGUGGCCUACAAGGAAAUACUGGCAAGAGUCCAAAAGGUUUCAGAGAAGCUGGAUGAUGCUCGUGAUAUGUUAAAUCAUGCAAACCUGAACUUCAUUACGGGUGUUUCUAUGCGCAUGUCGCAGGCGUCCGCAGGACUCGACUUCAAGAUGAAUAUUCUGAACAGUGUUGCUGCUGUUUCUCUUCCCAUCAACCUUGUCGUAUCUUUGUUCGGUAUGAACUUAAAAGUUCCGUUUAUGACUGGCGAGGGCAGCACACUCAUACCAUUUUGGACAAUCUGCGCUGUUUUUGUUGUGUGGGCGGGCAUUUGCUUAACGCCGCUCUUCCGUAGAGCGCAGCGGGGUCUCAAAAAUGAUCCGAUUGCUCCAUAUGAGUGA
Messenger RNA from Trypanosoma brucei brucei TREU927, 1284 nucleotides. RefSeq lists its product as hypothetical. Gene Ontology annotation, molecular function: magnesium ion transmembrane transporter activity. The record is from RefSeq and is a predicted model, not a curated record. Lineage: Eukaryota; Euglenozoa; Kinetoplastea; Trypanosomatida; Trypanosomatidae. Gene Ontology annotation, cellular component: membrane. Gene Ontology annotation, biological process: magnesium ion transmembrane transport. The transcript has a single exon. The coding region runs from base 1 to 1284 and encodes 427 amino acids.